Messenger RNA from Rhinolophus ferrumequinum (greater horseshoe bat), 2153 nucleotides. RefSeq names its product surfactant protein B (gene SFTPB). NCBI's taxonomy places the organism in Eukaryota, Metazoa, Chordata, Mammalia, Chiroptera, Rhinolophidae. The transcript has 11 exons. The record is from RefSeq and is a predicted model, not a curated record. Gene Ontology annotation, cellular component: lysosome. Gene Ontology annotation, biological process: sphingolipid metabolic process. Bases 1 to 1125 code for a protein of 374 amino acids.
AUGGCCAAGUCACACCUGCUGCUGUGGCUGCUGCUGCUGCCCGCACUCUGUGGCCCAGGUGCCGCAGCUGUGUGGACCACUUCGUCCCAGGCCUGUGCCCAGGGCCCCGAGUUUUGGUGUCAAAGCCUGGAGCAAGCACUGCAGUGCAGAGCACUGGGGCACUGCCUACAGGAGGUCUGGGGACACGCAGGAGCUGAUGAACUGUGCCAGGAAUGUGAGGACAUCGUCCACACCCUCACCAAGAUGACCAAGGAGGCCACUGUCCAGGACAUGAUGCGGAAGUCCCUGGAGCACGAGUGUGACAUCCUCCCCAUGAAGCUGCUGGUGCCCCAUUGCUACCAAAUAGUGGACCUCUACUUCCCGCUGGUCAUCGACUACUUCCAGAACCAGAUCAACCCAAAGUCCAUCUGUGAGCACCUGGGCCUGUGCAAACCCGGGCAUCCAGAGCCAGGGCAGGAGCCGGAGCUGUCGGACCGUCUGCUGGACAAGCUGGUCUCGGCCGUGCUGCCCCAGGCCCACCAAGCGAGGCCCGGGCCUCAGACACAGGAGCUCUCCGAGCAGCAGUUCCCCAUCCCCCUCCCUAUCUGCUGGUUCUGCAGGACUUUGAUCAAGCGGAUCCAAGCUGUGGUUCCCAAGGGUGUCCUGGCGAUGAGUGUGUCCCAGGUGUGCCGCGUGAUACCCCUGGUGAUGGGCGGCAUCUGCCAGUGCCUGGCUGAGCGCUACACUGCCCUACUUUUGGAUUCUCUGCUGGGCCACAUGCUGCCCCAGAUGGUCUGCGGCCUUGUCCUUCGGUGCUCCAGAAAGGAUGGCUCUGACACGGGCCUUGCCGCUCUGGGGGCGCUGCCGGGAGAAUGGCUGCCACAAGACUCCAAGUGCCACCUCUGCAUGUUCGUGACCACCCAGGCAGGAAACAGCAGUGAGCAGGCCAUGCCACAGGCCAUGCGCCAGGCCUGCCUCAGCUCCUGGCUGGACAGGCAAAAGUGCGAGCAGUUUGUGGAGCAGCAGUCCUCGCAGCUGCAGAGCCUGGUGUCCCGGGGCUGGGACGCCCGCACCGCCUGCCAGGCCCUGGGGGCGUGUGCGGCCGCGCUCAGUCCUCUCCAGUGUGUCCACAGCCCCCACUUCUGAGGAGAACUCAAAGCUGCGCCAGGAAGAGCAGUGGGUUGGGACAGGAGGCCUGGGUUCCGGUGCCAACUCUGUCAUCAACUGACCACUGGUCCCCAGCUAAGAUAUGCCACCCCCUCACUGGUCCUCAUUCUCCUCAGUGGCAAAGGGGAGCCAAGUGAGGCCCAGUGAGGCCAUCUCCAGGACUCCAGAGUCUCCCACAUGACGACUCCUCAAGCUCCCUGCCCCCACUGAAAAGAAGCCUUCACUCUUCCCCUUCUCCUUUCCUCAAAAGGACCUCAAGCUGGUGGACCACGCGCCUGUAACUUGUGCCUUCAGUCCUGUCCGUCUCGUACAUCCUAUCUGUAAAUAUAGCCCCAAACCAAAGCCACUUCCAUCCUCUUUGGGUGUGACACGCGGCCAGAGCAGCAUAUUCUGCAGGUUGUCUGUGAGAACCGGCUCCAGCCCUGUCACCCCACCGCAGCCAGCCCAAUUCCCAUAGAUGCCCCCGAGCUGGGCCGCGGUCCUUCCCCAGCUCCUAGAGGGCGGGGGGGUAGAAGCUGGGCCCUGCCUCCCUCGAUCUCCAUGUAGGAAAGACACUCGGUUUUACAAUUAUUUUGCUAACACUUUCACAAAAUUCAAACUUCAGAAGAAUAAAAAAUGAGAACAUAAAGUACCAUAAAAGAUGGACAUGAAAUCUUUAAAUGCUUUUUUUUAAAAUUCAGGACAUACCUGGCGCGGUCAGGGGCUCAAGCGUGGUGGGCAGGUCACUGAGCAAACUUUCAGAUUUGAAAUGUUCUGCUGCUUAAGAGCUGUUGCUUUGUUGAGAUGUAAAGAGGGGUUUUCUUUUUUGUCUUUUUGUAAAGUGAACUUCCAACUUUUGUUUGAAAUUGCAGGCUGAUUCGCUUUCUGCUAUGAUUUAUCUCCUCAAAGCUCAUUUGGGGUUGUGCACGUGAAGGAUCAGUCCCUAUGUAAUACAACGCCUGUAACAAUGCUUACAAAGUCCUAUUUCCUUGGACUAAAAAGCAAAGGACGCUAUCCUUUAAGAUGCU